CUAGCCCCCCGGUAACAUGCAGUUGGUCCCUUGAUCUCGGUUCAAUUGUUCGCUGGAAAGGUGAAGGUGGCCUUUCGAUUAAUACACGUAUCUCAAGUUUGCAUCUAUCACGCCGAACCGGAUAUUCCAAUGCGGCGUCUACGGUGAUUUUAUAUAUUUUUCUCUAUUGGUUCUGGUUAUUUGCCUUGCCAUUGACCUUUCCUACAACCUUAGGUACCCAGGUGCUAAAAUAGUCCAAUUCGGGUCAAGGUUUUGUUCACGUCGCGCAGAAACUCGAGUUGAUUUGACCUGCGCAGCGUAUCCGACAUGCCUCCGAAAUCGAGAUUCACAAGGCUAGAUGCCUUCACUAAGACCGUCGAAGAUGCGCGCAUACGAACUACCUCCGGCGGGAUCGUUACCAUCGUAUCCCUCAUCAUCGUUCUCUACCUUGCCUGGGGGGAAUGGUCAGAUUACAAGAGGAUCGUUAUCCACCCCGAACUUAUCGUCGACAAAGGCAGAGGAGAGCGAAUGGAAAUUCAUAUGAACAUCACUUUCCCUAGACUGCCUUGCGAGCUCUUAACCCUCGACGUGAUGGACGUUUCCGGCGAGCAACAGCAUGGCGUGUUGCAUGGUGUGAAGAAAGUCAGGCUGCAGCCCAUUUCGCAAGGAGGAGGUGUUAUUGAUGUUACUGCUCUAUCUCUCCAUGGUAAGGAAGAGACCGCCCAGCACCUGGACCCCAACUACUGCGGCCCCUGCUAUGGUGCCCCCGCCCCAGCUAACGCCGCGAAACCUGGUUGCUGCAAUACCUGUGACGAGGUUCGGGAUGCAUAUCAGCAGGCGUCCUGGGCUUUUGGUAGAGGCGAAGGUGUUGAGCAAUGCCUGCGGGAACACUAUGCCGAGAAGCUAGAUGAGCAAAGACACGAAGGGUGCCGGAUUGAGGGAGCAAUUCGCGUCAACAAGGUUAUUGGUAACUUUCACUUUGCGCCGGGCCGAAGUUUCAGCAGCGGUAACAUGCACGUCCACGAUCUGAAGAACUACUGGGAUAGCCCGGUCCGCCACUCAUUUGAGCACGAGAUUCACCAGCUUCGCUUUGGACCUCAGCUCCCUGAAGAUAUCACCCGGAAGCAUGCCAAAAAUAGCCCCUGGACUAACCACCACAUCAACCCUCUUGACCAAGUCAAGCAGACCACCGAUGACCCUGCCUUCAACUUCAUGUACUUUAUCAAGGUUGUCCCCACUGCGUAUCUACCGCUUAGCUGGUCAACGACAAACGGACACAACAAACAACUUGACGACGAGAUCUGGUUGGGAGGCCUAGGUCACGCGACCGAUGGCAGCAUGGAGACUCACCAGUACUCAGUUACGAGUCACAAGCGAAGUUUGGCUGGCGGCGAUGACGCAGCUGAGGGUCACCAAGAACGCAUGCACGCGAGAGGUGGUAUUCCAGGUGUAUUCUUUUCCUACGACAUUUCUCCAAUGAAAGUUAUCAACCGUGAGGAACGCGCGAAAACUUUCACCGGCUUUCUAACCGGCCUAUGUGCUGUGAUUGGCGGUACAUUGACAGUAGCCGCGGCUGUGGACAGGGCUGUAUUCGAAGGUGCGACGAGGCUGAAGAAGCUUCAAUCGAAAAAUCUUUAGAGAGAAGAAUACCAUUUGGUACAAUUUCAAGUGUAACUUACAAGCAUUGUUAUGAUAGGUUCUUUGCUGGAUUCAGUAACGCAUAGGAAAAUGGAGUUGCCGGUUAGAUUUUAGAAAUAGUCUUUUUCCUCGUUGAGAUGCUCAAAGUGUUGUGUUUCACCAGUAGUUGUUAUUUUAAUUCUCUACGUACCUUAAGAUAGGUAUAUUGUGUUGUAUCCGCAUGUGUCUAUUUAAUCUUUUCUUUAGGUAGUUUAUUAUUCGCCGAAUUUCUUCACCCCUUGACGUCAAUCUCCCGAAAGAAUUAGUUGAACCAGGUACCAGGUAUAUUAUGUAAUUGUUCCUGAUUUCAUUUCGACCCUGAUAGGAAUGUUCAUAGUUGGAAAGUAGGUAUAGGUGCAUUUAAUCCGUACCUCACCGGCCUGGUAGAGGUAUAUCGAGUUGAGCUCCGACGAUUGGCCAAGCGGUCAAGAUCACUACUCCUGGGAUUCCUGGGAUUCGCUAACCCUGUUUGGAGAAUAUAACCACAUCAUUUUACUGCCAGUGGCUUUCUAGAUCCACAAGGAAUAGUCUAGGCAAUGGCGUCAGGGGGGCGACCAACUUAAGAUCCGUUUUUCCACUCUUUGAAUGCUGAGACUUGGAUUCGUAUGCUGUUU
Molecule: messenger RNA, 2270 nt
Organism: Daldinia caldariorum
Lineage: Eukaryota; Fungi; Ascomycota; Sordariomycetes; Xylariales; Hypoxylaceae
Product: DUF1692-domain-containing protein
Exons: 4
Coding region: 307-1617 (436 amino acids)
Biological process (GO): retrograde vesicle-mediated transport, Golgi to endoplasmic reticulum; endoplasmic reticulum to Golgi vesicle-mediated transport
Cellular component (GO): Golgi membrane; COPII-coated ER to Golgi transport vesicle; endoplasmic reticulum
Source: RefSeq, a predicted model, not a curated record